Messenger RNA from Anastrepha ludens (Mexican fruit fly), 3015 nucleotides. RefSeq lists its product as uncharacterized. The record is from RefSeq and is a predicted model, not a curated record. Bases 714 to 1460 code for a protein of 248 amino acids. The transcript has a single exon. NCBI's taxonomy places the organism in Eukaryota, Metazoa, Arthropoda, Insecta, Diptera, Tephritidae.
ACGAGCGAGAGCAGUUCGAAGCAGCGGAGAAAGCAGCCGACGCAACAGAAAUUUCAUAACAAAAUAUUGGGGCAAACAGCACUUGCUGCAAGCAAGCAGAAGUGCAGGCCGAGAGCGCAAAGUGGGAGCACAAGGAAAAAGUAGUUGAAGUGAAUUUUAAAUUAAUCAAAGAAAACAAUUCAGUUUACAGAAAAACGAAAAUAUUAACUGAAAAAGUGCAACAAAAAUGCUUUUAAUGCAUUAUUAACACAAACAAUAACAAUAACAAAAUUGUGCAAAAAGUGCAAUUGCAAAAAAAGUGCAAAAUAAAAACAUUUAAACCAGAUACAGAAAAUUUCUUUGCUUUCGUUCGAAGGCUCCAAAAAACAAAAAAAAAAAAAAAAAAAAAUAGAAAUAUGCAUUGCUAAAGUAUGGGGAACGAAUUUUAGGGAGAACCCUUAAAUUGUUGGAGCAGUGCAGUUGGGGAUAUACAUUUCGUAUGUUAUUUCAGUGCAAAGUAUUUUGAGUGUUGAACGGAAGUUUGGCUGACUGCUUGAAAAAAUAAUAUCAAACACCAAAAUAGUUACUGAAAGAAACAGCAAAAUCAUUGUCGCAGCAACUGUGGUAGCGGCAGCAACGCCAGCAGCAGCCACACCAUAAGCAGCAGAAAAGGCAUCUACAACCCCAACGCAACCAACAACGACGGCAGCGACGAUAACAAUCGACGCUUGAAAAUGUCAACACUUCCGUUUUUGUUGAGCGUCGCCGAUGAGCUCGAUAACAUCAACUCGCAGUCAUAUAUGGACGACUUCGGGUUGGGCUUCCAUCCGCACCGUCAAUAUUAUCGUACACCCACAAUCCAAUUGUCCUUGCCCGCCAGUACCGACUGGAUGGAACAUGAGCGCUCCCAGCGCUGCCGUUCGCAUAAAUUCGUCUUCGAAACACAAAACAAUCUAACGGCCACGGCGGAGGGCGAUGAGGCGGACGACACCGAUGAGGCUGGCAAUGGUGGCCGUGGCGGUGUACUAGACGGCGGUGCAGACAAUACGUUCACAGAUCGUUAUGGCAGUGGCGCAAGCACGUCUGCCGCCAGUCGACAAAAAUACACUUCCUUAUUGAACUCGAACAACGAUGGUAUUGCUGACAAAGGAGUCGUCAGCAGCAGCGGUAAGAGCGGCAAAGGUGGUGACGACGAUACCAUCGAUAAUACAGUGCAGAUGUGUAACUUGUCGAAAAAGUGUUGCAAAAACUACUAUCGACGCGGUGACGAACCAACAUCGGCCGCAUUGGCGGCCAAGGGGAAAUCUGCAGAGGGUGGCUAUCGUUUGCAUGCCAAGUGUAUGGAAGGCGCUAACUCGUCGUCGGAUGAGAGUUUGCAGAAACCCACAUCGUCCAUAGAGUUUUUGACGUGCUUCCUGGUGAAAAAGUCGCGUGCACCCAAAGGUGCGGGCAUCAGCGGUAGUAGCAAGAAAUCGUCGUAGGACACGGUUUCGAAGCGUAGAAGCAAUUGUUUCUGAAUAUGUAGGCGAGGGCAGGACGGCGACAAUGACGGCGACGAUGCACGCCGAAGUUAUGGGCGAUGGGCGAGUUGUGGGCGAGGUGUUUGCGGUGAUUGUGGUGAGAUUGAAUGCCAGCAGUGAAGCAGUGGAGCGGAGGUCAGGUGAAGGCGAUUGAUGAUUUACGCAUUCACGCGGUUGUAAUGCAGCUACAGCGUAACGCAAUUGGGCAACUGAGUAGUUGAGUAACUGAAGAACUGAAAAACGAAUUGACGCGUUUUCACACUUUAUUUGGCAAUGAGUUUGCGAAGCUGUCAAGGGUAAAAUGCAAGGACUUUGGAGUGCCGACGGGAGAGGUGUUGAAAGAUUGCGGCUGAAAGUAGUUGGAAAAUAAACGCGUCUUCAAAAAGGGCAGCCAUACAGUUGGAAGUGUGAGUUCACAGCUAAUCUCACACACAUACGUAUCUCAAAUAUUAUACUUACACACACACACACACACACACACAUUAUAUACACAUAUUUUAAGAAUAAGUAUAUGCGCAUGUAUCAAUUUGAAAAUAGUUGUAAACAACAAAAACAAAAAAAAAACCGUAGUAAAUGUUAAGUGAAUGACGGGAAAAAUAUUCAUGUGGUGCCUAAUCGUUAGUUUCGUAGUUAAAAAAAUUGCCAGAGGCCGUAGAAAAUUAACAGAUAAUGGCUGAAAAGGCUUUGUUUUUUUUUUGAAAUAUGGUAAGCUUUAGUGAGUAAAUGUUAAUGGAAUGCUUUUAUGUGUAGUAGUAAUAUUUAAGAAAUAUGCAAGCGUAAUUGUGGUGUUAACGAGGCGGUGUUUUGGUGUUAACGGGCCGGAUGUGAUAUCAGUGAACGGUUUAAGUAACUUAAAAAGAUGCUCAAGUGGGUGAAAUGCAUUUUUGAGUACUUUUUAUAUGCAGAUAAAUGUAUUUUUUCUUCUAAUUUAGCACGAAAAAUGAAAAAAUAAUAAAUCUUUUUUAGUCUCUGGGAAUAAAAACAGAAGAUUUUUAAUAUUCAUUUUGGUCACUUUCGCAGAGAAAAUAAUUUACAGCAAUUGAAAAGCACUUCAAUUUUGAAGUUUUUGGAACUCCGCAAGGGGAAGUACAUAUUACAGUGCCUUUUUUAAAUUCAAGUAGAUGCAACUCAAGUAACAACCAGAUAUGACAGAUUUUCAAAUAAUUCUAUUCUGAAGAGAUUUUAUGUUACUGCGUGAAUAUCCGUAAAGUGGUUCGAGGAAGAUCUUUCAAAAUAUUUAAUUGAGAACACGAAGCUUGCACGGUCUGCAUGCAAUUAUUCAGGGCCGUAGAGAGCACAUCCAGGCGGGGGAAAAUUGCAAAUGCGGGCCCUUUCCAAUUAUGUUUAAUUCAUAUAAUUCGAAUUACUCUCGAGUGCGGGCCUCUCUGAGAACUCCGGGCCUGGGGUAAAAAGUCCCCGAUUCCCCCCUCUCGUCGGGCCUGCAAUUAUUAGAUAAAGAAUAAAUUUUCCAUGCGACUUUAAAACUAGUUGGUGUUGCACUUGUUGGCGAAUGGAA